This is a messenger RNA of Oreochromis aureus, 1418 nucleotides long. It is a transcript of the gene sf3b4, whose product is annotated as splicing factor 3b, subunit 4. Gene Ontology annotation, molecular function: RNA binding. The coding region runs from base 54 to 1259 and encodes 401 amino acids. Lineage: Eukaryota; Metazoa; Chordata; Actinopteri; Cichliformes; Cichlidae. The transcript is spliced from 6 exons. Gene Ontology annotation, biological process: positive regulation of mRNA splicing, via spliceosome. Gene Ontology annotation, cellular component: U12-type spliceosomal complex; nucleolus. The record is from RefSeq and is a predicted model, not a curated record.
CGGAAGAGGCGGGGUUUCAUUGUGCAUCGCUCCCCCUGCGUUGGUCAUUCAACAUGGCAGCGGGACCAAUUUCAGAAAGAAACCAAGAUGCCACUGUAUAUGUUGGUGGUUUGGAUGAGAAAGUGUCUGAGCCGUUACUAUGGGAGCUUUUCCUGCAGGCUGGUCCUGUGGUCAACACACACAUGCCCAAAGACAGAGUCACAGGCCAACAUCAAGGCUAUGGCUUUGUGGAGUUCCUCAGUGAAGAGGAUGCUGACUAUGCCAUCAAAAUCAUGAAUAUGAUAAAGCUCUAUGGCAAACCGAUCAGGGUUAAUAAAGCUUCUGCACACAACAAAAACCUGGAUGUCGGUGCUAACAUCUUCAUCGGUAACCUGGACCCAGAGAUUGAUGAGAAACUGCUCUACGACACGUUCAGUGCCUUUGGUGUGAUCCUCCAGACGCCAAAGAUCAUGAGAGACCCAGACACCGGCAACUCGAAGGGUUAUGCUUUCAUCAAUUUUGCCAGCUUCGAUGCAUCCGAUGCUGCCAUUGAGGCCAUGAACGGCCAGUACCUCUGCAACAGGCCCAUCACAGUGUCGUACGCCUUCAAGAAAGAUUCCAAAGGAGAGCGUCACGGCUCAGCCGCAGAGCGACUCCUGGCCGCUCAGAAUCCACUCUCCCAGGCAGACAGGCCUCACCAGCUGUUUGCAGAUGCUCCUCCACCGCCAACGGCUCCAACGCCGGUCCUGACCACACUGGGAGCUGCGAUGGCCAUUCCAGGCUUGCCACCUCCUGGUGCUUUCCCUCCUGUUCCUCCACCUGGAUCGAUACCUCCAUCAAUGCCUCCUGCUAUGGCCAUACCACCAGUAGCUGUGACACCAGGCCCGCAGGGUGGUGGUGGACCUCCACCCGGACCACCACCGUUCGGUCCUGGCGGUAUGCAUCCAGGUAUGCCUCAGAUGCCCAUGCCUCCUCCUGCUCCUCCUGGCAUGGUGCCUCCACCUCCUGCUCCACCAGGAUCAAACCCACGGGCACCGCCGCCCCCCAGCAUGCCUCCACCCCCACCUAUGGGCAUGCCUCCCAGAGCACCGUAUGGACCUCCCACAGGCCCUCCUGUCCCUCCAGGCAUGAGAGGGCCUCCUCCUCCCAUGCCUCCACCUGGCUAUGGUGCCGGUCCUCCUCGACCACCUCCCUUUGGCUUCCAGAGAGGACCUCCGAUGCCACCGAGGCCCCCAGGUGUCCCCCCACGGGCUCCUCCGAGAGCACCGAUGCCAUCGUAAUUCCUGUUAGAUAACUGUCUGUCAUUUUGCUUUUUUAAAAACACAUCUUUAGACUUGCUCGAGUUUGUAAGCGUGAGAGUAAUUUAACCACCUGUUUGUAUUUUUGGGUUCUUUUGGUCAUUGUACAGAUGAACAACAAAUAAAAUUUUUAGUACAAUU